Molecule: messenger RNA, 354 nt
Organism: Colletotrichum lupini
Lineage: Eukaryota; Fungi; Ascomycota; Sordariomycetes; Glomerellales; Glomerellaceae
Exons: 1
Coding region: 1-354 (117 amino acids)
Source: RefSeq, a predicted model, not a curated record
AUGCUAGAACAAGAAGCAUUGGUGGACUGGAACCACAGCAUGGAUAAUGAGGCAGGGGCUAUCUGCAGAGCGUUGAGGAAAAUCGCUCUGCUGUCAGGCAUCCCUCCGGAGCGUCGCCCGAGUCCGCGAAGAUCCACUUCAUUUUCUGGGCGCUCGGCACCUCACUUCCGCGUGCGGCCAAUGUUGAGCGUGGCUCUUUCAUCAGUGAUGUACUCUGUAGUCCAUACUCCUAUCAGCUUGACAAAACAGAUGCCCCCCCCCCCCUUGCCCUGUCCAUUGAGAGUGAAAGAGAACUUUCACUUCAGAUUGGUAACUUCGAUCAGUCGCAGCGCUGUCAACAUAUUGAUAUACUAG